AUGGAUUUUCACAUUUGUGAACGUUUAAAUAUAAAUAUAAAUGAAUUUAGCAGUAGUUUUACAUAUGUUAACAACUAUACUACUAUUCAUAAUUAUUUUGGUGUCAGUGAUGAUUCCGAUGAAGAAUCAUAUUUAGAUCCACAAACUGAGGAUAUAGAUUCCGAUUUAGGUGAUCAUUAUUAUGACGACUUAGAAAAUUUAAUACUCGAUGAAAUUGAACUUGAAGAUGCAGUUAAUAAUAAUGAUGAUUAUCAUUUUAGCUGA
Adineta steineri is the source of this 264-nucleotide messenger RNA. Lineage: Eukaryota; Metazoa; Rotifera; Eurotatoria; Adinetida; Adinetidae. The record is from the annotation of a GenBank genome assembly.